Aspergillus calidoustus is the source of this 1887-nucleotide messenger RNA. NCBI's taxonomy places the organism in Eukaryota, Fungi, Ascomycota, Eurotiomycetes, Eurotiales, Aspergillaceae. The record is from the annotation of a GenBank genome assembly.
AUGGCUCUCGCAACCGCCGCAGGCCUAACCCUAGCCGCCUACCUCAACGCCAAAUACCAUCUAACAAAAGACCUACAGGGCCUCUUUGUCACCUCGCGCGCAUUCCGUCGCCACGAUGCCGCCGCCGCCAGCGGCGAAUUGAGCGCCUGGCUGACCUUCGACGCUACCGUCCGCAAGUACCCGUCUAUGCUCGCAAUCUGGUCCCGCGAGGGCACAUAUACGUACAUUGAGACCCGCGACCGUGCGCUGCAGUACGCGAACUACUUCCGCUCCAAGGACGUGCAGAAGGGCGAGCUCGUCGCACUGUACCUGCAGAAUAGACCCGAGUUUAUCUUUGCGUGGCUCGGGCUGUGGGCGAUUGGGUGUGCGCCUGCGGCCAUCAAUUAUAACCUUACCGGGGAUGCGCUGGUGCAUUGUUUACGAAUUGCAGGGGCCAAAGUAGUUCUUGUUGAUGAUGAGGAGGGGUGUGUGGGACGGGUCGAGGAGCGGCGCGGAGUGAUUGAGAAUGAAUUAAAGAUGGAGACUGUUGUGAUCGACGCUGCGUUCCGCGACGGGGUCAUUACUACAUUCCCAACAUCUAUCCCCGAGGACGGAAAACUCGUCCUCGGGACACCAGGCGAAUACCCGUCCAUCCUGCUCUACACUUCCGGAACAACAGGCCUCCCCAAGGGCUGCGCAUUCACCAUGUCCCGCCUCUAUCAAUCACUCAUUCUCCGCCGGGACGGCAUGAACGACACGGAUGGCCCCGACGGCGACCGCUGGUACUCCUGCAUGCCGCUAUACCACGGUACCUCGGCCAUGGCGCUAAUCAUCUGCCUAACAACGGGGAUAUCCAUCGCCAUCGGCCGCAAGUUCAGUGUGCGCCAGUUUUGGACGGACAUUCGGGACUCGGACGCCACAGCCUUCGUAUACGUCGGCGAGGCAGCAAGAUACCUCCUCGCCGCGCCGCCGUCUCCCUCGGACAAGGAUCAUCGUGUGCGGCUAAUGUACGGAAACGGUCUGCGGCCGGACAUCUGGGAGCGGUUCCGCGAGCGGUUCAACGUCCCCGAGGUGGGCGAGUUCUUCAACAGCACGGAGGGGAUCUUUGCGCUAUUCAAUUAUAACAAGGGUCCAUUCACAGCUGGUAGCGUCGGACACCAUGGGCUUAUCUUCAGAAUGCUCAUGAACAACACGUAUGUCCCUGUGGCAAUCGAUCCAAAUACGGGUGAUGUACUGCGGGAUCCCGAGACUGGGUUCGUCGUUCGGGCGCCGUAUGAAGUUGGUGGAGAGAUACUGGUGAACGUCCCCGGGAAAGAGGCGUUCCAGGGGUAUUGGGAAAAUGAGGACGCGACGAAUAAAAAGUUCCUAAGGAACGUGUUCAAGAAGGGCGAUUUGUACUAUCGGUCGGGCGAUGCGUUGCGCAGACAGGAUGAUGGACGGUGGUACUUCCUCGAUCGCUUGGGCGAUACCUUCAGGUGGAAGAGUGAGAAUGUCGCAACAGCAGAAGUCUCCGAAACCCUCGGCACAUACCCACCCAUCCUCGAAGCAAACGUCUACGGCGUCAGCGUCCCCAACCACGAAGGCCGCGCCGGCUGCGCGGCAAUCCAGCUCCGCCCGGGAGCCAGCGAGGCCGAACUAAAAGACCUCGCGCGGUUCGUGCGCGCCCGUCUGCCCAAAUACGCCGUCCCCGUGUUCCUGCGCAUCGUGCAGAACUCGACGCACACGGAUAACCAUAAACAGGGGAAGGUUUUGCUGCGCGAGGAAGGGGUUGAUCCGGAGAUGGUUGGGAGGAAGGUACCCAGGGGUGAGGCGGAUAGGUUUUUCUGGUUGACGCCUGAUGCUGGGGAGUAUGUGCCUUUUGGGAAGGGGGAGUGGGAGGGGAUUGUUGGGGGGAGGGUUAGGUUGUAG